AUGGAUUCCUUCGCCAAGAUCAAGCGCCGCACGACGGACCUCAUGGAGAACGCCUCCAAGAACCUACCCACCAUGCCAAAGGGAGAUUCUUCUUGGAUCCCCAAGAUGCCCCAUAUGCCAAACCUGCCUCACUUCAAGUCCGAUGCAUCCAUGAAAGGUACCUGGCAGCACAUCUCACUCCCACCGCUGCCUCGCUCCUCCCACUCGCUCAAUGUCGUUGGCGGCUCUGCCUACAUCUUUGGCGGCGAGGUCGAACCCCGGAAACCCGUCGACAAUGACAUGCACGUUGUGACGCUGCCGAUGAGCGGUGCCCCCGCUGAUUACUACAACGUCAAGGCAAAGCCAACUCCAAAGACCCAGCAGCCGACUGCGCCGGAGCCCGCCCCAGUCGGCGCAGAGGAGGAGGAAUUCGCAACCCCCAUGACCGAGCUGAAGGAGCCUCUGGACGAGAUCCCUCUGGCAUCCCCGCAGCCCACCACCUCCGAUUCGGCCCCGGCGGUAGACAAGGGCAAGUCCCCCGACCUCUCCAACGCCGAAGUACCUUCCGCCCGAGUCGGCCACGCAACCGCCGUGAUUGGCACCCGCAUUUUCCUCUUUGGCGGCCGCAGCGCCGCCUCUGAGACGCUCGACGAACAGGGUCGCGUGUGGGUCUUCGAGACCAAGACCCACACCUGGGCCUACAUCGACCCGGCGGAGAACUCCCCCAUCUGCCCGGCCAGAUCCUACUUCGCGGCCGUGGCGACCGACAAGCCGCGCGACUUUGCCCUCAAGGGCUCCAGCAAGGUCAAAGAGUCCUGGAAGGAGUGGGCCGAGGGCGACAGCGCCGAGGUCGGCAUCCCGCAGAAGCCGAUCGCCGGCAACGUGGCGCUGAACGCGCAGGACGAGGAAGACGCGGGUUUCGGUACCUUCAUCGUGCAUGGUGGAUGUCUCAAGGACGGCGACAGGACUAAUGACAUCUGGGCCUUCGACGUCAGGAGCCGGAUCUGGAAGGAGCUGCCCGCCGCGCCGGGCAAGCCCAGAGGCGGAGCGGCGCUCGCCAUCGCGAAGAGCCGGCUGUACAGAUUCGGCGGGUUCGACGGCGAGGGCGAGAUUGGUGGCCAGCUGGACGUCCUGGAGCUGGGCAUCGAGGUGUUCAACGACCAGGUCAGCAAGGGGGAGAUCGGACUCUUUGCCCGAGGCGACUGGGUGACACUCACACCCCCGGCCGCAGAAGGUCAAGGCGAGACAGGAUCCCUCGUCACCGAGGAGUGGCCGGGUGCCAGAUCCGUGAGCGGUCUACACCUCGUUAUGGGUGGUGGCGGCCGUGAGUACCUAGCCCUGCUCCUCGGCGAGCAGUCGCCCUCCGGCGCAGGACACGACGGAGCCGGAAAGUUCUGGAGCGAUGUAUGGGUCUUCCAGGUCCCACCGAUCGGCAUGACUGCCGCGAGCUUCAAGGAUGCCUUCUUGCAGGCUACCGGCCGCAAGACGGGCGAGGGCAAAUGGACUAGAAUCGCCCUGGAGCCGUACGACGACGAGGUGGACGCAGACGCCCGAGGUCCUGGGCCGAGAGGCUGGUUCGCCAGUGACGCCAUGGGCGAUCUAGAGGAGGGCGGUGUCGUGCUGUUUGGCGGCAUUGAUGAGAACAACAAGAGACUGGGCGAUGGCUGGGUCUUCAGACUCGGUGAUGCCAAGGCCUGGACGAAUUAA
This is a messenger RNA of Truncatella angustata, 1686 nucleotides long. Its product is annotated as kelch domain-containing protein. Lineage: Eukaryota; Fungi; Ascomycota; Sordariomycetes; Amphisphaeriales; Sporocadaceae. The record is from RefSeq and is a predicted model, not a curated record. Bases 1 to 1686 code for a protein of 561 amino acids. The transcript has a single exon. Gene Ontology annotation, molecular function: protein binding.